GGGGCGGAGGAAGCCAACAAGCACCGUUGCAACGUAAAAAGGGCCGCCGUUUUCUCUUUCUCCGAGCCCGCGGCGGCCGCCGCCUCCUCGCCACCAUGGGGAAGUCAUUCGCCAACUUCAUGUGCAAAAAGGACUUCCACCCCGCCUCCAAGUCCAAUAUUAAAAAGGUAUGGAUGGCAGAACAGAAAAUAUCUUAUGACAGAAAGAAACAAGAAGAAUUAAUGCAGCAAUAUCUUAAAGAGCAAGAAUCUUAUGAUAACAGAUUGCUUAUGGGAGAUGAACGUGUCAAGAAUGGUCUAAAUUUUAUGUAUGAAGCACCACCUGGAGCAAAAAAAGAAGAAACCAAAGAGCAGGAGGGAGAAACCGAUUACAAAUUUGAAUGGCAGAAGGUAGCUCCACGUGAAAAGUAUGCUAAGGAUGACAUGAACAUUAGAGACCAGCCAUUUGGCAUCCAGGUGAGGAAUGUGAGAUGCAUUAAAUGUCACAAGUGGGGCCAUGUCAACACAGACCGGGAAUGUCCUUUAUUUGGCCUUUCUGGAAUUAAUGCAAGCUCCGUUUCCAGUGAUGGCUCAGGGCCAUCGAUGCACCCCUCAGAGCUAAUAGCGGAGAUGAGAAACAGUGGGUUUGCACUGAAACAAAAUGUACUGGGGAGAAACUUGACCGCAAAUGAUCCAUCCCAGGAAUAUGUUGCAAGCGAGGAAGAAGACGACCCAGAAGUAGAAUUUCUGAAAUCCUUAACAACGAAGCAAAAACAAAAACUUUUGAGAAAACUAGAUAACCUAGAGAAGAAGAAAAAGAAGAAGAAGAAAGACAAAAAGAAGAAAAAGCAGCAGAAGCGAAAAAGUAAAAGUAAGCACAGAAAACACAAGAGCAGGUCCUCUCCCACAUCCUCCAGCCAAUCUUCAGCGAGCAGCAGCGAUAGUGAGAGCAGCAGCAGCAAAGGCAAAGACCCUCGCAGAAAAAUAGACUCUCAGAAAAAAAGGAGAAGCCGGCUUGCAGAGAGUGACAGCAGUGAUUCUGAUGAGGAGAGGAGGGGGAAGAAAAAACUUUGCAAAGAUCCCUCCAGCAGCCAGGAUAACAAGGACAAAGGGAGGGAGAAGCCUCAGCUUUUAAAGGAGGAAGAUCGCUCUUGGGAGAGCAACAAACGGGGCUCCGGGGAGAGCAAAAGGAACGCCACAGGCAGAAAGGAAAACCCAGAGGGGUGGAAAGAAUCAGAACGACCCGGACACGCAAGCAGGAGCCACAACAAGGGGGAGAGGAGCAGGCAAAGCUCCCAUUCAAGGCAGCGGGCUUCCAGUCGAAGUGAGGAACCAGACAAGAGUAAGGAAGUAAAAAGCCACACUUCAGAGGUAAGCAGAGAGCAAAGGAAGCGUAAAGAGAGCCACCCGGAUGAAUACAGCAAGAGGGAGCACCGAGAAAGAAGCAAAGAGAGGGGAAAAUAGAGAAAGUGGGUGGCACGUGUUUUUCUUUCUUUCUUUCUUUCUUUCUCUUUUUUCAACAGCUCUUGGGAAGGGCUCCUGCUGUGCCCUUCUAGGUCUCAUAAGCUCUCAGAAAAAUCUCAGCUUCGCACUUCAAGCAUUCUUGCAUACUUACGUUGUAUCUAUCAUGUAACAAGUAAAUAAACACAAACCAGGUUUUUCCGUUGAAAUUAUUUCAUUGCGGAGGUGGAAGGGAGUGGGAAGAAAAGUUAUUUGGUGCAUCCAGCUUUCUUUCACCAUUGAGAUCAGCGUGCAGGAAAAGGACUCGGUACUGGAGUUUCAACAAUAGCAUGUUUCUUUCUUUAGAUAAUAUAUCUAGACGGGCCUUGCAAGAAACAAAAGAAGCUGUUCCAGAGACAUGGAAUUAUUUUGUUUGCAUUUAAUGUGGUUUGGAAUAAAAUUCCUGUUAAGAGGCAUAAAAACUGGAUUAUUUCGAUCUGAACUUUUAGGUUCUUUUUUGAGGAUGGUUUCCUAAGUUGAAGCAGCAGAGCAGCAUUCUUCAACAUAGGCAAAUAUGUUUUGUCCUUGUGAAAGUAUAUCUUCAUCACAACCAUCUAAAUGUGUGAACUCCCAUUGGCAUCACAGUGUCAGUUAUUUUGCACCACUUGAGAAAAAUAUUUUUUGUGUUAAGAAUUUCUAAGUGUUGUAUGCUACAGAAAUAUAACGUCCAUUCCAGCCCUACCUUAUUAAACUGCAGAUCGUUAUUGUUAAGAUUUGAAGGAUUUGGCAGUCCUCAUUAGUGAGACACUGAGCAAUUUUGCUGUCUUGCUAUAGUUUAAAUCUUAUUUAUCAAUGCUUGUUUUUCUGUACUGUUUUGCAUUGCCAUGCUGAGAUUUUUGCAUAAAAAUGAAAUGUGACUCACUUUGCAAAGCUGAGCUCUGAUGUAUGUUACAUCUUUACCUUUCAUCGUAAGUUUUAUAAUAAAACUUAUACAAUUAAACUCUGUGGCCUUUGAAUGCAAAGUAAUAAAGUGGUGACAUUUUCACAGAAUGAAAAUACAUUCUUUGGCCUGAUUAUCAAUAAAAAUAAUAUAUAAACUA
Notechis scutatus (mainland tiger snake) is the source of this 2518-nucleotide messenger RNA. It is a transcript of the gene CIRSR, whose product is annotated as corepressor of RBPJ and splicing regulator. Gene Ontology annotation, cellular component: nucleus. Gene Ontology annotation, biological process: negative regulation of DNA-templated transcription. Gene Ontology annotation, molecular function: transcription corepressor activity. The record is from RefSeq and is a predicted model, not a curated record. NCBI's taxonomy places the organism in Eukaryota, Metazoa, Chordata, Lepidosauria, Squamata, Elapidae.